AUGCACAUCUACCAACAUCUCAUAAUUUUAUUCUUCCCACCUGUUUGUGAUGUCCACCCUUCCCUCACGCUGAAGACUGCCGUUGUACAUACUUGCGACGGUCAGGAUGGCGCACUGUCUGAUUCCCUCGCAGCCUGCGAGAUUACUCGAGACACAGAUGCGGGCCACGCACGAUUUGCCGAAUACACAACAAGCGAGACGGUCUCUGACCUCGACGAUGCUGUACAGUAUUUUCAGUCGGUUCUGGACAAGUGUCCGGUCGGCCCACGCAACGACUCUCACCAACCCUCAUCAUGUUCCCUUGCCGUCUAUCGCUCUCGCCGAUCUGAAGGUUCUCAAGGAUCGCUUCACCAGGGCAAUACGACACGCAUCUCGAAUGAACUGAGGACAGAUCUGAUACACGUCCUCAAACUAAAGCGUCGCCCUCGAAUCUGGUUAUGUCCAACUGCAGCUUUCACGUCCAUUCCUCUCCAUGCAGCUAACCCCUUUGCAGAUCGCUCUAAGGAGCCAUGCAUGGGGGAUCUCUACAUCUGCUCUUACACACCAACACUUUCCACUCUGAUCAAAUCUAGACGGAUGAAGAAGAAGUGUGUGCCUCCGUCCUUCGACAAGGUCAACCAGGUGCAGGGAAAGGCAAGGCGUUAUUGGCUGUCGACAGCGAGCUCGAGCUUGUCCAUAAGCUCGUCUCUGCGACGGCGAAUCAUACCACUAUUUCUGGCGACGCAGCCACACGAGCAGCAAGCAGGAUCUACGUACAAUUCGCAUUUCGUCAUGAGAGACGAACAUCUGACCCUGCUCGAUAUCAUGGACAAAGAUAUUUCGCACGCCGAAUUCGCAUUUUUGUCUGCGUGUCAUACCGCCGUGGGGGAUGAAGAGACACCCGACGAAGUCAUUCACCAGUGCGGGGGUCGACUGAUGCCGUCGCAAAACACGUCGAAGCUUUCCUACAAAUAUAUGUCCAAGGAUUUGGAGGAUGGUGGCGUCAUGGACUGUACAAAGGCGGCUUGGGCACUCGACUGUGCUACACACGCUGUGAAGACGAAAGUGCCGCUCGAGCAGUGGAUGGUUUUUAUUCAUAUCGGUGUGUAG
Messenger RNA from Suillus subalutaceus, 1089 nucleotides. RefSeq lists its product as uncharacterized. The record is from RefSeq and is a predicted model, not a curated record. Bases 1 to 1089 code for a protein of 362 amino acids. The transcript is spliced from 4 exons. Lineage: Eukaryota; Fungi; Basidiomycota; Agaricomycetes; Boletales; Suillaceae.